Scatophagus argus is the source of this 3109-nucleotide messenger RNA. RefSeq names its product leucyl-tRNA synthetase 2, mitochondrial (gene lars2). Gene Ontology annotation, molecular function: ATP binding; aminoacyl-tRNA deacylase activity; leucine-tRNA ligase activity. The record is from RefSeq and is a predicted model, not a curated record. Gene Ontology annotation, biological process: mitochondrial translation; leucyl-tRNA aminoacylation. The transcript is spliced from 21 exons. Gene Ontology annotation, cellular component: mitochondrion. Lineage: Eukaryota; Metazoa; Chordata; Actinopteri; Scatophagidae. The coding region runs from base 168 to 2882 and encodes 904 amino acids.
AAUUCAAGAUGGCGGCGCCUAUGGUGAAGUCGUGAGCCAGAGAACCAGGUCAUUUACAGCGUAUUUUACUGCUGGAUACGACGUUUGUAACCUGAAUAAUGGGAUUCGUGUCAAUACAACUAUAACGCUGAAACAAAGGACCUGGAAAUAAAACAGUUGAUUGAGCCAUGCAGGUGUCACUGAGACGGCUGGCUCUGAAUCCUCUGGCUGUUGCCCGGACUGGCCUAGUCAGGGGUGCUCUCUUCUGCCCAUUGCCCCGCUUCCUGUAUCCCAGCACCCGCACCCUCUUCAGUGAGACAGGAGUGUGGGAGAAGGACUACCGUGCAGAGACCCGAUGCAGAGUGGAAGAAUGGUGGCACCCGCGAAUUAUGGCCCAGUGGCAGAAAGAUGCACAGGAGAAGGGUUCCAACAAGAAGAAGUUUUAUGUCCUCUCCAUGUUUCCGUACCCCUCGGGGCGCUUGCACAUGGGCCACGUACGGGUGUAUACCAUUAGUGACACCAUCGGCCACUUUCAGAGAAUGAGAGGCCAUCAGGUGUUGAAUCCGAUGGGUUGGGAUGCUUUUGGACUUCCAGCAGAAAAUGCAGCCAUUGAGAGAGGCCUCGACCCAGAAGAGUGGACUAAACAUAAUGUCCAGUCCAUGCGGGAGCAGCUGGACAGCCUCAGUCUUUGCUUCAACUGGGACCGGGAGGUGACCACCUGUCUUCCAGACUACUACAGAUGGACCCAGUAUUUGUUUAUCAAGCUCUUUGAAGCAGGACUGGCAUAUCAGAAAGAGGCUGUGGUGAACUGGGACCCCAUUGAUCAGACGGUGCUGGCUGAUGAGCAGGUGGAUGAAAAUGGUCGCUCCUGGAGAUCUGGCGCUCUGGUGGAGCAGAAGCUGCUCACACAAUGGUUCAUCAAGACUACAAACUAUGCCAAGCCUCUCCUGGACGCCUUGGCAGACCUUCCCGAGUGGUACGGGGUCAAAGCCAUGCAGGCAAACUGGAUUGGAGAGUGCACCGGCUGCUACUUUGAUUUCAAACUCAAGGUGAACGGGCAGGAGACGGGGGAGACCCUGUCAGCCUACAGCUCCUCCCCAGAGACAGUGUUUGGAGCUGCUUACGUGGCCAUCCUGCCCUCCCACAGACUGCUGCACGGUAGCAGCUCAGUCCGCUCUGUCCUGGAGAAAACCUUUCUGCCCGGCAGAGACUCCCUCACAGAGAUCACCGCUCUAAACCUCUUCACUGGCCAAGAGGUCCCCCUGGUUAUCUCACACAAGGAGGCAUUUGAAGAUUAUCUGGAUACAGUGAUUGGUGUCCCAGACUGCAGUGAGGAGGAUCUGUCUGUGGCUCGAGCUCUAAACCUGAGAUGGACCACUGUGCUGAAAAGUGAUGAAGAUGCGGCACAGACUCUGAUCAACUCGGAUGAAUUUUCAGGACUUACCCGCCAACAGGCAUUUGACUCUAUUACCCAGAAGGCCAGAGAGCGGAAGGUUGGAGGUCACCUUACCAGCUCUAAGCUCAGAGACUGGUUGAUAUCAAGGCAGCGGUACUGGGGCACACCCAUCCCCGUGGUGCAUUGUGGGGCUUGUGGUCCAGUUGCUGUCCCUGAGGAGGAGCUGCCAGUUACAUUACCAAAGCUGACGUCUCUCACGGGAAAAGGUGCAUCGCCCCUGGAAACUGCUCAUGACUGGGUCAACUGCACAUGUCCCAGAUGUAAGGGCCCAGCGAGGAGGGAGACUGACACCAUGGACACUUUUGUGGACUCAGCCUGGUAUUAUUUUAGAUACACAGACCCUCAUAACCCAAACAGGCCUUUUGAGCGCCACCUAGCGGAUCACUGGUUGCCUGUGGAUGUUUACAUCGGAGGGAAAGAACACGCUGUCAUGCACUUGUACUAUGCCCGUUUUCUCUCUCACUUCUGCAAGGAUCAGGGUCUUGUCGCUUACAGGGAGCCCUUUCAGAAGCUACUGGUCCAGGGUCUGAUCAAAGGCCAGACUUUUAAACUGGCACACAGCGGCCAGUAUCUGAAAAGAGAAGAAAUAGACUUCACAGAUAAGGAACCGGUGGCGUACGGUGGCGGUCGUGUUGAAGUGACAUGGGAGAAGAUGAGCAAGUCUAAACACAACGGUCUGGAUCCCCAAGAGGUGGUGCAACAGUACGGCGUGGACACAGUCCGACUUUACAUCCUUUACGCCGCACCACCUGAACAGGACAUCCUCUGGAGUGUCAAGACGGAUGCCCUUCCCGGGGUUCUGCGGUGGCAGUCUCGCCUGUGGCAGCUGGUGACCAAGCUGAGGGUGGCUCGGGAACUUGAAGGGAUCCCCAACCCGUCCCUGCUGAAAAAGAAAGAGCUGGCAGAGACCAGGAAGAUAUGGGAGAACAAGAAUUACGCUAUUCAAGAGGUGACAUCUCACUUCACAGAGGACUUCCUUUUCAACGCAGCCAUUUCUCGCCUGAUGGGACUUACCAGAACACUGAAUAGUACGACAGCCAGGGUGGUGCAACACAGUGUGGAGUAUGAGGAAGCUCUGGCUGCGCUGGUUAUAAUGACAGCACCCAUGGCCCCUCACCUUGCUUCUGAACUUUGGGCAGGUCUUUGCCAAGUGAAAAACCCCCUCAGCCAGCUCCUCCAGAGAGAAGGGGAUGUCCUGCAACAGUUCUGGCCAACUGUGGACCCUGAGUACCUGGACGUCCCUGACUUUGUGGAGCUGUCUGUACUGAUAAACAACAAGACCUGUGGGAAGCUGACUGUGCCUCUGCGAGUGUCCAAAGAUUCAGAGCAGGUGCAGCAGCUCGUCCUGGAGAGCCCACUCGGACAGAAGCUUCUCAGCAAGCGCAGCAUCAAGAGAGCCAUCCUCUCCCCAAGGACCGCCCUCGUCAACUUUCUUGUUGAUGAGUGAUGUUUGGGCGUUCGCCGCUGCUUUUGUAACUGCUAGAUGGUUUUCAAUGCCUGUCAGUUAGCGACUCGGCAGGGAGAGGCAGACAAAAGAGGUGCAUUUUUAUAUUUUGAAAAUCAAAAGAAAAGAACACGAACAUCAGUUUGUACUGACUGUCAUAACUUCAAUGUAAAUAUGUCCAAAGAUAUUUUAUUUAUAUGUUCCUGUUUUUAAUAAAAGCUUCAAGAAGC